Molecule: messenger RNA, 516 nt
Organism: Austrofundulus limnaeus
Lineage: Eukaryota; Metazoa; Chordata; Actinopteri; Cyprinodontiformes; Rivulidae
Gene: nop10
Product: NOP10 ribonucleoprotein homolog (yeast)
Exons: 2
Coding region: 141-335 (64 amino acids)
Biological process (GO): ribosome biogenesis; snRNA pseudouridine synthesis; rRNA pseudouridine synthesis
Cellular component (GO): box H/ACA snoRNP complex
Molecular function (GO): snoRNA binding; telomerase RNA binding
Source: RefSeq, a predicted model, not a curated record
UAUCCGCCUUUUCUUGGGACGCAAAGUGAAAUUCGCUGCACGUGGGGGGUUACUCUAUGAAAAAGACCCCGUUUUUAUCCCAAUAACAUCAGUUCACCUUUAUUUUUACUUUGAAAACUUUACAUCAGGCUGUUAUCGGGAUGUUCCUGCUCUUUUACCUCGAUGAGAACGGAGACAGAGUCUACACUCUGAAGAAGGUGAAUCCCACCGGGCAGCCCACCAGCUCAGCCCACCCUGCUCGUUUUUCUCCCGAUGACAAGUUCUCCAGACACCGCGUGAUGUUGAAGAAACGCUUUGGCAUCCUGCUCACCCAGCAGCCCAGGCCUGUUCUGUGAGGGUGGGAGAUGGUGGUGGGAAGAGACCUGGAGUCCUGGAGGAGAACAGCUGGAAGAUGAAGAGCCUGGAUUUAAAAAGACUUUGUUAGAUUUUUCUUUUACAGAAGGUUUUUGUUAUAGGGUUCCAUUGAGAUUAUUGUCAUUUCUUUCUGAUAAAUAAAUGUUCAAUUAUGGUUUGCAA